Mastomys coucha (southern multimammate mouse) is the source of this 2772-nucleotide messenger RNA. It is a transcript of the gene Ddah1, whose product is annotated as dimethylarginine dimethylaminohydrolase 1. Gene Ontology annotation, biological process: positive regulation of nitric oxide biosynthetic process; arginine metabolic process. Lineage: Eukaryota; Metazoa; Chordata; Mammalia; Rodentia; Muridae. The record is from RefSeq and is a predicted model, not a curated record. Gene Ontology annotation, molecular function: amino acid binding; dimethylargininase activity. The transcript is spliced from 6 exons. The coding region runs from base 185 to 1042 and encodes 285 amino acids.
AGUGACGCGGGCAGGGCUCCGGGCGCGAGCCGGGCUCCCGCAGCAGCACAUUCAUCGGCUGCCAAGAGGAGCCGCCGGGCGCUCGCAGGCUCGCAGGCUCGCAGGCUCGCAGGCUAGGCGCGCGCUGCUCUCCGGAGGACCGGGCUACCGAGCCAAACCCCGCCGCCGCCUCUCCGCGCGAGCCAUGGCCGGCCUCGGCCACCCCUCCGCCUUCGGCCGGGCCACCCACGCCGUGGUGCGGGCUCCGCCCGAGUCCCUGUGCCGCCACGCGCUGAGGCGCUCCCAGGGCGAGGAGGUGGAUUUCGCCCGCGCCGAGCGCCAGCACCAGCUCUACGUGGGCGUGCUGGGCAGCAAGCUGGGGCUGCAGGUGGUGCAGCUGCCGGCCGACGAGAGCCUGCCCGACUGCGUGUUCGUGGAGGACGUGGCCGUGGUGUGCGAGGAGACCGCCCUCAUCACCCGCCCCGGGGCGCCCAGCCGCAGGAAGGAGGUUGACAUGAUGAAAGAGGCUUUGGAAAAACUUCAGCUCAACAUAGUAGAGAUGAAAGAUGAAAACGCAACCUUGGAUGGCGGGGACGUCCUAUUCACAGGCAGAGAAUUUUUUGUGGGCCUUUCCAAAAGGACAAAUCAACGAGGUGCUGAAAUCUUGGCUGAUACUUUUAAGGACUACGCAGUCUCCACAGUCCCUGUGGCCGAUUCUUUGCAUUUAAAGAGUUUCUGCAGCAUGGCCGGGCCCAACCUGAUUGCAAUAGGGUCCAGUGAAUCUGCGCAGAAGGCCCUCAAGAUCAUGCAGCAGAUGAGUGACCAUCGUUAUGACAAGCUCACUGUGCCUGACGACAUGGCCGCCAACUGUAUAUAUCUAAAUAUCCCCAGCAAAGGGCAUGUCUUGCUGCACCGAACCCCAGAAGAGUACCCAGAAAGUGCAAAGGUCUAUGAGAAACUCAAGGACCAUCUACUGAUCCCUGUGAGCAAUUCGGAGAUGGAAAAGGUGGACGGCUUGCUCACCUGCAGCUCCGUUUUUAUUAACAAGAAGACGGACUCCUGAGCGGGAGAGUCCCUCCCCCAUGGCCAGCGAGUGGCCAAGGCCAGGCUGAUGGCUCUGUACCCAUUCCUCCUGUUUCCUUUGACAAUCUACUGUGCCACUAACUCUUGUUUACAAGCAAAAGAAAAACUAAUGCCAAUUUUAAUCACCUCAUUUCCCACACCCUCCUUCUCCUCAUGGUGGUACUUCCCUAACCUGUGCAUUUGUUAAAUGAAUUAAGCAACCUAGGAAAUACAGAACUAACGAAUCAUUGGGAUGUGAUGGAUAGCGUGGAAGCCCUCACUUCAGUGUUUGUGUCCUUCGUGUGGGGAUAGUUUAGCUGCAGGGCAAUCCUGAAGACCGUCUUCCUGGCCAGCCAGAUAAGCAAGGGGCUUUCUUCCUCUAGAUCAUGAAUGGCAUUUGGUUCCUGUGAAAUUCCCUAGAACAUGCAUUUUUCCCAUUCCCCUCUCUUCUCUCCUCUAAAAACCUUUCUUCCAGGUCUUUUUUGUGGCCUUCCCCGCUUCUUUCGUAAUCGACUUGACCUUGGAUUUACCCAAGCUCUUGUGCGCUGGAUGCCUUCCCAAAGGUCCACGCCUCUCUGCCUCACAGCCACUUCUCCACCACCACCGUCAAAUCAGAGUGUCUUUUUGGGGAACAGGAACCUCCCAGAGGCACAUCCUGACAGGCUUUCCCAUCGCCACACCUAGGAAGGUAAAGCCAGCCUCAGGUGGUUGAUACAGGAACCUAGAAACACCCCAUGGGUACAUCUUAGAGAGACUGAGUCACACGCCGUGAUUUCACCUCAUGACUGAUCCUGUAGCAUGGAGGGAAGUCUUUCUCCACUCCACCGCCUCCCCGCUCUUCAGCUUCCUUCUGACUCACCUUGUAUCUACCCUCUUAGAAUCAUCAUGAUCUUGAAAAAGUCAUUUCCUUCAGAAGAGGCAGAGCAUCUAAAAGGAUUGUUGAUGGUCUGGUGAGAGCCAGAGGGAGCUGCCUCCACCCAAGGCCUAGGAGCGCAAUCAGGAAAUGGUUCCUAAGGUCAAUCUCAAACAAUGUCUGAGUCUCCUGUGAAAUAUCCAUGAAUGUUUACUGUGGAAUUCAACUGGAACUUCAAAUUACGCAGCAGCUUUCAGCUGGUCUCACAGAGAGCAAUACCACAGCGAAGGGAGGAAGCAUUCCUUUUACAAAGCUGAAUUAGGCCAGGGACAUAGUACUUUACAAGGCACAGUGACCCAGCCAGGCACGUCAUCAAACUUCUGGUCACUUCUACCUUUGCUGUAUAGCCAGCAGUUUGUCAUUCAAUAUUUAAAGUUGAGGAGACAAAGACUAGGUCAGCUCUCUCUCUCUCUCUCUCUCUCUCUCUCUCUCUCUCUCUCUCUCUCUCUCUCUCUCUCUCCUCACCUCUCUUUGUGAUCUCUGUGCUUCUUAGAGUGCAAGGCAAGAGCGACUGGCCUUCACUGCAUUCCCCUCAGCGGAUAGAAGUGAGAAAAUCAAGGUGUCCUUCUCCACACUUCUGCAGUCUCUCUAAGAAAUCUCCAUCUCUUCCUUCCUCCACCACUCUUCUGCAGUCUCUCUGAAGAAAUCCCCAUCUCUUCCUUGAUGUCUAACUUUAGACUCAUAGCACACCCUGUGAAUAAACCAUAGCGUGGUCACUAUCAUAUGUCACAACGUAUCAUGGGUGAAUGGUUAGGUCUUUUCCAGGGUGAAUGAAUGUGAGCCAGUUGCCUAAAUUAAUAAAGGAAAAUUGUUCUCAG